Molecule: messenger RNA, 1206 nt
Organism: Capronia epimyces CBS 606.96
Lineage: Eukaryota; Fungi; Ascomycota; Eurotiomycetes; Chaetothyriales; Herpotrichiellaceae
Product: isopenicillin-N N-acyltransferase
Exons: 3
Coding region: 1-1206 (401 amino acids)
Source: RefSeq, a predicted model, not a curated record
AUGACAGCAACAGCACCAACACCGCCGCUUCACAUCCAUCUCAGCGGCACGCCCCAGGAGAUCGGUCGACAACAUGGCACGCUCCUGGCCACGCAAAUCCGACGACAAAUCGUCGUGUACGAAGCCAUGUUCCAGCGCACGUCGAAGCUGGACUGGCCGGCCGUGCGCACCGUGGCCGAGACGUACCAGGCCACGCUGCAGCGUCUGACCCCCGAUCUGUACGCCGAGAUGGAGGGUAUCGCCAACGGUGCCGGUCUGGACCUGCGCGACAUCGUCGCCCUCAACUGCCGCAGCGAGAUUGCCCUGGGUCUGUUCUCCGACGGUUGUUCGAGUCUGGGUUGGGACUGUAACCGCUACGACAAGGGCGUCAUUCUCGCCCAGAAUUGGGACUGGACUGCUCGGGUCAAGGAGAACUGUGUCAUCAUGACCAUUGAACAGGUGGGGAAGCCGAAGAUAUGGAUGGGGAACGAGGCCGGCCUGGUAGGCAAAAUCGGCUUCAACUCGGCCUCAGUGGGCGUGUGCAUGAACGCGAUCCGCGCAAAGCCCACCGACAGCAGCAAACUGCCCUUCCACGUGGCGGUACGGCUGUGCCUGAACGCCACUUCGGCCGCCGCCGCCAUCGCCCAGCUCCAGGCUCUCGGCGGCAUUGCGUCCACCCAACACAUCCUGAUCGCCGACCCCACCGGGCCUGUGAGUAUGGAGCUGUCGCCGCUGGGAAAUGUGUAUAUCCGGCCCAAGGGCAACACGGGAAAGGACAAUACUGGAAACGACAACACCACAAAGGACGACACCGGGAAAGACGACACCGGAAAAGAAGACGACGACGAAGACGACUUCGGCAUCGUAUGCCAUACCAACCAUCUCAUCUCGAACCGCUUCGUCACCGAAUAUCCCUGGCUGACCGGGUCGCCGGUGCGGCUCGCCCGGAUGAGAAUGUUGAGCGCCAAGCUAGCCCACGACGUGCUCAAGGCCGGACCCAAACACGAAGUCACCGGCGACAUGUUGAGGCGUGAAGUCUUCUCCGACACCUUCAAUGCCCCGCAGGCCAUUUGCUGUCAAGAGGAUCCUGCUCGGCCCGUCGAGACCCGGAGCAGUACGCUCUUCUGCUUCAUCAUGAGGUUGAGGCCGGGCCGGAAGCCCGAGGCCGAAGUGGUUUGGGGGAGACCGGGGAGUGGUGAGGAAGGUCCGGUGAUUAAUUUGGGCUGA